CCCCCACUCGCUUGGAAGGGCGAAUCCCACUUGUAUUAAGCCAAACCUAACCAGCAUCAUCACCACCACCACCACCAUCGCCCUUUAUUUUCCUGGCACUUUUGAAGACUCGCAGGCGAUUCUGCUCGUCUGCCUACGCGACUCCGGGGCCGCAUCCUUGAACCCCAUCUGGCUCGUGUCCAGUGCAUCAUCACAGCUUUGAGAGACGGCCGCUGCACGCCCUUCCUUGUUCGCCCGUCCGGCCACCGGGCAGUCGCUCUCCUGAUUCUUUCCCCUCUACCCAUCGUUGACAUCAUACUUCACCCUAAAAUACUUGGACCAUCCAGCUUAUAGACAUCGAUCCCUCGCAAGGCCGCCAUGGCUGGCCUCGCGCAUGGCGCUGCCUCGCCGUGGGCGGGAGCAGCCGCGCACCCCACCUACGAGAUUCCCGACUCCUUGACAAGCUUCGCCCGAGCAGUCCUGGUGCCGCGAGCCACUGACGAUGCUAGCGACCCUGGAAGCAAGUCGAAAAGCUCGCAGGGCAUCGGGAUCGUCAGUUUUCUUACUGCCAUUGGUGUCGCGGCCGCCAUUUUCGCAGCCCAGUUCCUGGUCUUUGUGCUGUUGCGAAACAAACUGGCUCGCAUCUUCAAACCGAAGACGUACUUGGUUCCAGAACGCGAGCGAACCGAGUCCCCUCCAAGCAACACGUUAGCAAUGAUCAAGGCCCUUGUCCGAUAUGACGAUCGCGAGGUCAUCAAUAAGUGCGGUCUCGACGCUUACUUCUUCCUGCGCUACCUGAAAACGCUCCUCGUCAUCUUCGUCCCUAUAUGCGCCGUUGUUUUACCGGUCCUGAUCCCCAUCAACUACGUCGGCGGCAGGGGCCACAAGGUCGACGUCAACGACAACGCAGACAGAAGCAACAACAACACACCCACCGGACUCGAUACCCUCGCCUGGCAGAAUGUGAGCUCAGGUAACACCAGCCGCUACACAGCUCACCUUGUUAUGGGAAUUCUCGUCAUCAUCUGGGUUUGCGCCGUUUUUUUCUUCGAGCUCCGGGUCUACAUCAAGGUUAGGCAGGACUAUCUCACGAGCGCCGAACACAGGCUUCGCGCGUCGGCCACCACCGUGCUGGUCGGCUCAAUUCCAGACAAGUGGCUCAGCGAGGAAGCCCUCAGGGGACUCUUUGACGUCUUUCCGGGAGGCGUCAGAAAUAUAUGGCUAAAUCGUGACCUGACCAAGCUGCUGGAUAAAAUCUCCGACCGAGACAGUGUCCACGCCAAGCUUGAGUCUGCCGAGACUGACCUCAUCAAAGCCGCGAAGAAAGCACAGCUAAAAAAACGAGAUGCCGAAGAAAAGAAGGAGCGUAAGAAGCACAACAUCAAAGCUCCCACAAAGGAGCAAAAGGCCGCCCGGGAUAAGCAGGACGACGACAGAGCCAAGGCACUGGCAAACAGCGGCGAAGGAACCGACUCCGGCAAUCAAAAUGAAGUACCCCAUACGGUGGGGGAAGGGGUUCUGGAAUCGGAGAGGGACCUCGACGGGCAGCACGGCCACAACUUGGAAGAAGGGGGCCGCAAGAAGGCCAAAGGUCACCACAUGCUCGGCGCUGUUAAUCCGCUUGCUGUGGUUGGUAAAGGACUGCGAACCGCCGGCAACGAAGUAAACGACACGCUCGGGACUAGCAACGGCUUCAUGAAUGCUGAUCCUGCUAAUCAGCGGGGCCCAACGAGGCAAGUCGCUGGCGCUGGAUCACCUCAGAACACCGGCGAGCAGGUAGAGCCCGCACAGCCUGCAGUGUCCUUUGAAGGGCAACGCAGUCUCUCGCGUGCCCCAUCGACGAUCUCGGAAGGCUCUACAAAGGCCAUCCAGAAGAAGAUGAGCCGAAACGCUGCCGCAGGAAACACUGUUCGAGUUUUGGAAAACCCUGACGAUAUGAUCUCUCGCCACGAAACAAAGUUCUGGCAGUUCUGGAAACCCCCUACCGGCGGAUACGCCAACCCUGUGCCGCAGGGAACAGCAGCUGAAGAGUACCUGGCCAAGAAGGCUGAAAACCCGAAGACGUUUGGCCAAGCAGUCAAGAACUUCAUUCCCUUCAUGGGGAAGACCAAAGAAGAGGAGCCCAUAGAGUACCCCGACGCGCACAAUCCCGACUACCAGCAGGAAGACGAUGGCGAAGCCGAGUGGGCAAAGUAUCUUAAGAAGAAGGAUCGCCCUACGCAUCGGCUGCCGCCUUUCGGAGUCAAAUGGCUACCAGGACUGCCCCUGUUCAACAAAAAGGUCGACACGAUAUAUUGGUGCCGCGAAGAGCUGGCACGCCUAAACAUGGAAAUCGAGGAGGAUCAGAAACAUCUUGAGCGAUUCCCCCUGAUGCCAUCAGCCUUCGUCCAGUUUAACCACCAGGUUGCCGCACACAUGGCUUGCCAAAGCGUCGUGCAUCAUUUACCACGACAGAUGUCGCCCCGCAUGAUCGAGAUCUCGCCCCGAGACGUCAUUUGGGACAACAUGGCUCUCAACUGGUGGCAAGAAUGGCUUCGGUCAGGCAUUGUGACCGUCACGGUCUUUGCCAUGGUCUUCCUGUGGGCCAUUCCCGUUGCUUGGACAGCGGCUCUGAGCCAGCUCGACAAGGUCAUUGCCGAUGCGGACUGGGCCGUGCCCCUCCGAGAAAAUAAGACGAUAUCGAAUCUCGUCAAGGCCAUUGCCGGUGUCCUGCCAGCUGCCACGCUCGCGCUGUUGCUUAUCCUCGUCCCCAUCAUACUCAGCUUCCUGGCAAAAUUCAAGGGUGCCAAGACCGGUGCUCAGAGGAACGAGUUCGUACAGGUUUAUUACUUUGUAUUCCUGUUCGUUCAAGUCUUCCUAGUCGUGUCGAUUGCGUCCUUCUUUGCACGAUCCAUUACAGACUUGAUUGAAAACAUCAAGCAGCUGCAGUCAGUUACAAGUGUGUUGAACCUGCUUGCGGACAAUCUUCCUGCGGCCGCAAACUAUUUCUUCUCCUACAUGGUCCUCCAAGCCUUAUCGACGAGUUCUGGCACGCUGCUACAGGUCGGUGCGCUGCUCAUGUGGUUCAUAAUCGCCCCAAUGUUCGACAGCACGGCGCGGAACAAGUGGACACGAAACACGUCGCUCAACAAUAUCAACUGGGGCUCCUUCUUCCCCGUCUACACAAACUUCGCAUGCAUCGGCUUGGUAUACUGCGUUAUUUCGCCGUUGAUUUCCAUCUUUGCUGUCAUUACGUUUAGUUUACUGUGGCUUGCUCAGAGGUACGCCAUGCUGUACGUCAACAGGUUCGAAAUGGACACGGGCGGCGUGCUUUACCCGCGUGCCAUCAAUCAGACCUUUACAGGCAUUUAUUUCAUGGAGCUUUGCAUGGCCGGCCUGUUUUUCAUUGUUCAGGACGUGGGCGGAACGCACACUUGCACCCCGCAUGGCGUCGUCAUGCUUGUGGUUCUGAUCUUGACAAUCGUCUACCAGGUGCUCCUGAACAUCUCAUUCUCGCCCCUUUUCCGGUACCUUCCAAUGACCUUUGAGGAUGAGGCAGUGCUGCGAGACGAGGUAUUCCAGCGGGCCCAAGACGUUCGUUUCGGUCUCCUUCAGGAUCCGACACAGGCGGACGAGGAGGACGAAGCGGAAACCAUGCGGGAAAAGUUACAGCGGCCGUCAGGCAGCGACAAGGACAUCGAGCUGCAGGAGUUGGAUCCGCAACGGCGAACUCAGGGCCAAAUGCUCCGCAAUCACGUGAAGCAGGUCGGCAACUGGGCAAAGGGCGGUGGCAAGCAGGUUGGCAACUGGGCCAAAGACGGCGGCCAGCAACUUCGAAAGUUGAAGGGCAUCGGCGACAAUACCCGAGCGGCCCGCUAUCGUCGCGACCAACGCCAGAAGGACCUUGAGUCGCAGCGCGCGAUAGGAGAUGCCUUGUUUGGCGGCGUCCACGACGACAUCGAGGACCUGACGCCCGAGGAGAGGGAUAUCCUGACGCAACACGCAUUCCAGCACUAUGCCCUGCGAGCCAGGCGCCCGACGGUCUGGAUACCGCGCGACGACCUCGGGGUCAGCGAGGACGAGAUUCGUCGGACCAAAGCCUACAGCGAGCACAUCUGGAUCAGCGACGAGGGUACGGCCCUCGAUAGCAAAGUGCGUGUUGUGUACGGGAAGAAUCCGCCCGACUUUUCUGAGGUGGACAUUAUCAACUUGUAACGGACGGUGGUGGUGGUCGGUGAGGCAUCGUCGCCCUUGUUUCUGCCAUUGAGGUGCUUGAGCUACAUUGCAUUGGCUUUCGACGAGUCGCACAGACACACACACGACAAUGGCAGGCAGGACCUUUGUUGCUUUUGGGUGGCUAGCACAACACUGAACGCUGUAUCGGACAGGGUGGCGAGAUGAUUUGCAUAGCGUGCGGCGAGGUGUUGUUGGCUCACUGCAAUUUUGCCUCUGUGAGGGGGCUUAGAAUAUUCGACACGGUUUGCAUCGGACGUGACGAACACGGAGCGUCCUUGUUUUCUCCUAUGAUUGUGUGUCGCGAGAUGGCACGACCCCUUGGGGAAUGAAUAUAUAGUAUAUCUUUGUAUGUCUAAAACGUGCGAGGUAUUGG
Messenger RNA from Purpureocillium takamizusanense, 4567 nucleotides. RefSeq lists its product as uncharacterized. Lineage: Eukaryota; Fungi; Ascomycota; Sordariomycetes; Hypocreales; Ophiocordycipitaceae. The coding region runs from base 358 to 4173 and encodes 1271 amino acids. The record is from RefSeq and is a predicted model, not a curated record. The transcript is spliced from 2 exons. Gene Ontology annotation, molecular function: calcium-activated cation channel activity. Gene Ontology annotation, cellular component: plasma membrane.